Molecule: messenger RNA, 921 nt
Organism: Terrapene triunguis (Three-toed box turtle)
Lineage: Eukaryota; Metazoa; Chordata; Testudines; Emydidae
Product: voltage-dependent L-type calcium channel subunit alpha-1F-like
Exons: 8
Biological process (GO): calcium ion import across plasma membrane
Cellular component (GO): voltage-gated calcium channel complex; membrane
Molecular function (GO): high voltage-gated calcium channel activity
Source: RefSeq, a predicted model, not a curated record
CAGCGACUUCAACUUCGACAACGUCCUGUCCGGCAUGAUGGCCCUGUUCACCGUCUCCACCUUCGAGGGCUGGCCCAGCCUGCUGUACAAGGCAAUCGACGCCAACGGGGAGAACCUCGGCCCCAUCUACAACUACCGGGUGGAGAUCUCCGUCUUCUUCAUCGUCUACAUCAUCAUCAUCGCCUUCUUCAUGAUGAACAUCUUCGUGGGCUUCGUCAUCAUCACCUUCCGUGCCCAGGGCGAGCAGGAGUACCGCAACUGUGAGCUGGACAAGAACCAGCGGCAGUGUGUGGAGUACGCGCUGAAGGCCCAGCCGCUGCGGCGCUACAUCCCCAAGAACCGGCACCAGCACCGGGUGUGGGCGGCCGUGAACUGCUCGGCCUUCGAGUACGGCAUGUUCCUGCUCAUCCUGCUCAACACCAUCGCGCUGGCCGUGCAGCACUACGAGCAGUCGCAGCCCUUCAACUACGUCAUGGACCUGCUCAACAUGGUCUUCACCGGCCUCUUCACCGUGGAGAUGGUGCUGAAAAUCAUCGCAUUCAAACCCCGGCACUAUUUCUGCGACGCCUGGAACACCUUCGACGCGCUGAUCGUGGUGGGCAGCGUGGUGGACAUCGCCGUCACCGAGGUCAAUAGCUCGGAGGACAGCUCCCGCAUCUCCAUCACCUUCUUCCGCCUCUUCCGCGUCAUGCGCCUGGUGAAGUUGCUCAGCAAAGGCGAAGGGAUCCGCACCCUGCUCUGGACCUUCAUCAAGUCCUUCCAGGCCCUGCCCUACGUUGCCCUGCUGAUCGCCAUGAUCUUCUUCAUCUACGCCGUCAUCGGCAUGCAGACCUUCGGCAAAGUGGCGCUGCAGGACGGGACGCAGAUCAACCGCAACAACAACUUCCAGACGUUCCCCCAGGCUGUGCUGCUGCUCUUCAG